ACAUUAGAAAGUACUUUGAGCAGACUUCAGAAUAUUCUCCAUCCCUUUCAGAAUUUGUUAGGGAAAAUAUUGAUUUAGUAGUUCAUUCUCCUCCAAAAGGGACUGAUUUUAAUAGUUUAGAUGGUGCAUGGAAAAAAUGGUUUAGAACAACUGCAGUAAUACUUAAUGUGAAGGAGAUUAAUGUUGACACACCCAAUUGGAAUAAUAUUAUUGAAAUGAGACAUGAGGAACGAAUCAGAGUCCAAUGCCAUGGAAAAACUUACAUCAUAUAUGAAAAUGAAAACAAAAUUAUUGGAAAUCAAUUAAUGAAAAACCAGGAAAAACGUCUUGCAAGUCAUCAACAAGAUGAAGAAUCUAAGAUGGUUGAUGAGGAGGGAAUAGAUAACCUUCAGAAAGAACUGUCACCAGAGAUUUUUGAUUAUGUUGAUAAUGAAAACAUUGCAUUUGAUGAUGGAUUUCAAACCCCCCUUUAUCAAAUUGUCUGUAACACAUAUGACUCAGAAGUAUCAAUUAAUGAAAAUAUACUAAGGAUAUCUGCUAUGAAUUUAGCAAAGCUGGAUGAGUCCAAGGAAACAACCAAAAGUGGGUUGAUAAAAAAUAUAUCUGACUGGAUUUGUACUACAGAAGAACUGGGAGUUGUGAAAGAGGAAGAUCACAAAGAGCUAAUAAAGAUAAAAAAAUAUUUGAAUCAAGUUAUGCUUCCAUUUGCCCCAAACAGCAGUGAGUACCAUUAUUGGUCAGAAUUUGGCCAUCGUUUUUUCUUAAGGCAAUUACAAGAAUUUAUAGGUCUUGACUGGAGAGCCAUGGAAAUUCCCGUGCAGGCCUCAAAGUAUCGAAAAAACUAUGGACAUAACCAUGCUAUAGACAAAAUAGUUGACAGAAAGUUGGCAGAUUUAGAGAUGAGAGAUUGUUUAAACAUUAGGAUUUUACAAGCCAUGGGAAAAGGUGACAUGAAUUACAAUAACCGGUCUGUUUUUGGAAUAUUGGGUUAUCUUUUUGAAAUCAAAAUGCUUAUAAUGUGGAAAGAUGGAGUAUAUAUAUAUGAAGAGUAUGGAAGUUUAAACAUUGCUUCCAACCCGGCACAGAUGUCAGAGAUGAAAUCAGGUAUAUUAAGAUUAUUGGAAUUUAUGGUAGGUUACAUUUUAUGA
Entrophospora candida is the source of this 1148-nucleotide messenger RNA. The record is from the annotation of a GenBank genome assembly. Lineage: Eukaryota; Fungi; Glomeromycota; Glomeromycetes; Entrophosporales; Entrophosporaceae.